GAAAAGAUCGAAUUGGUUUACACUAGCUCGUGAAUAAGUUAUUGGAUACUGGAAAUUGAACGUUCUGCCAAAUCAUGUUGAGACUUUAAGAAUUUACGUUACAUACCCAGCUGGCAAGCUUUACUUCGAUGUCAUCUGCAUCCAAGGAUUGUUUAGGGAACAUGGAAAUCAGGGAGUUUCAGAAGAAGUAUAAGCUUGAUUUUGAUGAGAUAUUCGAUCUUGCACAGACAUUCUUCAAUGAGAAAGCAGAAAAGGCAUUCCACUUAAGUUUUGACGAUCGAAUUCAACUUUCGGCUCUCAUGUGUAUUAAGAAAUACGGGAAGUAUGAUCGGUCAAAAGCACCUGUACCUGGGCUUCUUGAUAUAAUUGGUCAAAGGAGAAAUGCUCGUUGGGAAACGUUAAGCGAUAUGAAGCCAAAAGAAGCUCAGGUGGAGUUCAUAAAUAGGAUUUGUCAUCUUUGUCCGUUGUUCAUAUCAUAUAUGGAAGCGUAUUCACGCAGCAAAGACAGUGUUCCCGAUCAUUUUUCGAAGUAUGUAAGCAUUUUUAACAAUCGUAAUCUCAUUUGCUGUGCUUAA
Messenger RNA from Schistosoma turkestanicum, 575 nucleotides. Lineage: Eukaryota; Metazoa; Platyhelminthes; Trematoda; Strigeidida; Schistosomatidae. The record is from the annotation of a GenBank genome assembly.